This is a messenger RNA of Gastrolobium bilobum, 1452 nucleotides long. Its product is annotated as beta-glucosidase 12-like. NCBI's taxonomy places the organism in Eukaryota, Viridiplantae, Streptophyta, Magnoliopsida, Fabales, Fabaceae. The transcript has 12 exons. Gene Ontology annotation, molecular function: beta-glucosidase activity. The record is from RefSeq and is a predicted model, not a curated record. Gene Ontology annotation, biological process: carbohydrate metabolic process. The coding region runs from base 213 to 1373 and encodes 386 amino acids.
UUAUUAGAAAGAAGCUUAAGAAAAUGAGUUAAAUUUGUACAGUAUAAUUUUUUGUGUUGAUGAUGUAGUACGAAGGUGCUGCAAAUGAAGGCGGCAAAGGACCAAGUACUUGGGAUACUCUUACUCAUAAAAACCCAGAUAAAAUAUCGGAUGGAAGUAAUGGAGAUGUGGCUGUCGAUCAGUAUCAUCGCUAUAAGGAAGAUGUUGGGAUCAUGAAGUAUAUGAACACGGAUGCUUACAGAUUCUCCAUCUCUUGGUCAAGGAUACUGCCAAAAGGAAAAAUAAGCGCGGGUAUAAACCAAGAAGGAAUCAAAUAUUACAACAACCUCAUCAACGAGCUACUGGCUAAUGGUCUGCAACCAUUUGUGACCCUUUUCCAUUGGGAUCUUCCCCAAGCCUUACAAGACGAGUACAGUGGCUUCUUAAGCCCUCAUAUUAUAAAUGAUUUCCGGGACUAUGCAGAGCUCUGCUUCAAGGAAUUUGGAGAUAGAGUGAAGCAUUGGAUCACUCUGAAUGAACCAUGGAGUUACAGUAUGGGUACAGAGCCCUAUAUGGCCUCACACUACCAACUCCUUGCUCAUGCAGCUGCUGUCAAAAUUUAUAAAACCAAUUAUCAGGCUUCUCAAAAAGGUUCAAUAGGCAUUGCCUUAAAUUCUCACUGGUUCUUGCCCUUCUCAAAUGAUAAAUCAGAUCAACUAGCUUCCCAACGAGCUCUUGAUUUCAUGUUUGGCUGGUUUAUGCAGCCACUCACAAGAGGAAAGUAUCCAAAAACCAUGAUGUCUUUGCUGGGAAGCCGGUUACCAAACUUCACUGAAGAGCAAUCCAAGCUACUUAUUGGUUCAUUUGAUUUUAUUGGAAUAAAUUACUACACCACUUAUUAUGCUGCCCAUAUAACCUAUCCAAGUAAUGACACAAGCCAAUCUAGCUAUUACAAGGAUUCUCAUGUCAAUGUAACAUCUGAGCGUAACGGGAGCCUCAUUGGACCAAUGGCUGCUUCAUCUUGGCUAUAUGUUUAUCCCAGGGGAAUUCGAGAACUAUUGUUGUACACAAAGAGAGAGUAUAACAACCCUGUAAUUUACAUCACAGAAAAUGGUGUGGACGAGUCCAAUGAUCCGACACUAACACUUGAAGAGGCGCUCAUGGAUACUUAUAGAAUUGAUUACUUCUAUCGCCAUCUUUAUUAUGUUUUAACUGCAAUCAAGGAUGAUGUGAAAGUUAAAGGAUAUUUUGCAUGGUCACUUUUGGACAACUUUGAAUGGAAUUCAGGCUACACCGUGCGUUUUGGAAUUAACUUCAUCGAUUUCAAAGAUAAUUUGAAACGACACCAAAAGCUCUCUGCGCAUUGGUUUAGGAAUUUUCUUAAAAGAUAUUAGACUUAUUGCAUGAUGUCAUGAUGAUCCCCAAUAAUAUGAUGUAAACUUGGUCAUUAAUCAAGAGCAACUUUAAUUUUAA